UGGAUCGCGUUUUGCAGAGACCUGGCUUGCGGGUCGCAGCAUGAAUCGCCACUUGGACUCGGUGCGGAGCUUCUUGGAGCAGCUGGAGGCCCGGGACCGCCGGGAAGGGGCAAUCCUCGCCCGUGAGUUCAGCGACAUCAAGGCCCGCUCAGUGGCCUGGAAGACUGAAGGCGUGUGCUCCACCAAGGCCGGCAGUCGGCUUGGGAACACGAGGAAGAACCGCUACAAAGAUGUGGUGCCGUAUGAUGAGACAAGAGUUAUCCUUUCCCUGCUCCGGGAGGAAGGCCAUGGAGAUUACAUCAAUGCCAACUUCAUCCGGGGCACAGAUGGAAGCCAGGCCUACAUAGCGACACAAGGACCUCUGCCUCACACUCUGGUGGACUUCUGGCGCCUGGUUUGGGAGUUUGGGGUCAAGGUGAUCCUGAUGGCUUGUCAAGAGACAGAAAACGGGCGGAAGAAGUGUGAACGCUACUGGGCCCGGGAACAGGAGCCACUGCAGACCGGGCCUUUCUGCAUCACCCUGAUGAAGGAAACCCCAGUGAACGCAGACGUCAUUCUCAGGACCCUCCAGGUGACAUUCCAGAAGGAAUCCCGCUCUGUGCACCAGCUACAGUAUGUGUCCUGGCCAGACCACGGAGUUCCCAGCAGUCCCGAUAACAUUCUCAUCACAGUGGAGGAGGCUCGUCGCCUCCAAGGAGUUGGACCUGGACCCCUCUGUGUCCACUGCAGUGCUGGCUGUGGACGAACGGGUGUCCUGUGUGCUGUGGAUUAUGCGAGGCAGCUACUGCUGACCCAGACAAUCCCACCCAACUUUAGCCUCUUCGAAGUGGUCCUUGAGAUGCGGAAACAGCGGCCUGCCGCGGUGCAGACAGAGGAGCAGUACAGGUUCCUGUACCACACAGUGGCCCAACUAUUCUCCAGGACUCUCCAGAACACCAGCCCCCACCUCAAGGAGAACUGUGCCCCCAUCUGCAAGGACACCUCUUCCCUCAGGACUUCCCCAGCCCUGCCUGCCGUAGCCCGCCCACCAGGUGGAGUCCUCAGGAGCAUCUCGGUGCCCGGGCCCCCGACCUUUCCCAUGGCCGACACUUACGCAGUGGUGCAGAAGCGUGGCGCUCCGGCGGGCACAGGGCUGGGGACGCGGGCGCCCAGCAGCACUGACACCCCGAUCUACAGCCAGGUGGCUCCACGUGUCCAGCGGCCCAAGGCACAAACGGAGGACGCCUCGGGGACGACGCCACUGGGCCGCGUUCCUGCAGAUCAAAACUCUCCUGGACCUGAUGCUUAUGAAGAAGUAACAGAGGGAGCGCAGACUGGUGGGCUAGGCUUCAACUUGCGCAUCGGAAGGCCCAAAGGGCCACGGGAUCCUCCAGCAGAGUGGACACGGGUGUGAGUGCCUGUCGCUCAGUGGUCGCUGGACUUCUGUAGCCUCCAUGCUGCUGCGCAUUGUGCUAUCUAUGGAUGGGACU
This is a messenger RNA of Acomys russatus (golden spiny mouse), 1469 nucleotides long. RefSeq names its product protein tyrosine phosphatase non-receptor type 18 (gene Ptpn18). Gene Ontology annotation, cellular component: cytoplasm; nucleus. Gene Ontology annotation, molecular function: non-membrane spanning protein tyrosine phosphatase activity. Gene Ontology annotation, biological process: peptidyl-tyrosine dephosphorylation. The record is from RefSeq and is a predicted model, not a curated record. The transcript has 15 exons. Lineage: Eukaryota; Metazoa; Chordata; Mammalia; Rodentia; Muridae. Bases 41 to 1393 code for a protein of 450 amino acids.